Molecule: messenger RNA, 433 nt
Organism: Cetraspora pellucida
Lineage: Eukaryota; Fungi; Glomeromycota; Glomeromycetes; Diversisporales; Gigasporaceae
Source: the annotation of a GenBank genome assembly
UGAAGAAAAUUCUAACAUAUCAAUUUCUACUAUAGAUAAAGGCAAAAAAAAUAUUGGUGGUCAUUCAUAUAGUCCAGUUUGGGAAUAUUUUACUAGAGGAGAAAAAGUAGCAAAAGGAAAAUAUAAAGCAACUUGUAAUUUGUGUGGAACAUCUUGGAAUCAUGGUGAACUAGCUGAAUUAGAAAAAAAACUUAAUCAAUAUGUUAGUAUAAUAGAAUUAGAUCAGCAAAAAAUCAAAAAAAUUCAUCUUGUCUGGGCUAAAGCUAUUGCUAUUUGUGGAAUUUCUUGGAAUAUUAUUGAAAAUCCUUUUUUUAUUGAAGCAUUAAAAGAAACAAAUUUAUCUUAUAAUCCACCAACACAUCAAUAUUUAUCAGGCUAUUUGUUAGAACAACAAUUAGCUAUUAUUAAUCAAAAAACUAAUAAAAUAUUUUAA